AAUGUGUGCCCUAUAUGGCAGGUGUUCCUAAUGUUUUGGCCAGUUCUUUUGCUCAGCACUGGUCAGUGUGAUUUGCAUGCUUUGCAUUUGCAUGUGUGUGUGUGUGUGUGUCAUAGGUGUACCGCCAUUCACUUUAAGCUACAGGUUAACACUGCAGCUCUUCAGACAGACUGAGAGAGGACAGCUCCUCUCAUCAUUUGUAAGCUCCCCAGAUUUCUCUCUGUAGAGAGCAUUGCCAGGGACUGUUACUUUGGGCUUUUACAUUCUAUAGGUUCCUGAAUGUAAUUUCAUUUGAAAAAAGCUGUUAAGUUAUCGAGCUGACACAAAGCUGUCCAACCUUUUCAGGUUAAGGAUAAUCUGUCAUAAAUUGUGCAAUUCAAUUACUUCUACCAAGGAGCCCAGAUCUUCUCAGCAGCAAGGACUCUGUCUGUGUGCCUGUCUGCUGGUCACUCUGCUUGACCGCUCGCUCGCCGGGAUGGAGAAGAGCCUGGUGGUCAUCCUUCUGCUCGCAGGGCUCUGUGAAGACACUUCCUGCCAGACCAGAAAAUACAUUGCAGUGCAAACUAGAAAGAACUGGACUGAAGCUGGUAGAUACUGCAGAGAGAAGCACACAGACCUGGUGACUGUGCGCAGUCUGGAAGAAAACAAGCAGAUUCAGUUUGUGGCUUUGGCUGUAUCGGGAUUCAACCAGUUCUGGCUCGAACUGCAUCGGGAACGUGAGAACUGGCAGUGGUCCAAUGGAGAUGCUGUCAGCUACACUAACUGGACGGCUGGUAGUGGGGCACUCUACUGUGCUACAGCCGAUGCAGGAGGCAGCUGGGGCCAGUCAGUCUGUCAUGAUCAGAAACCUUUCCUGUGUUACAACGAAACCAGCAACAUCACUGAGAGAUACACUCUGAUCAGCACAAUGAAAACCUGGGCUGAAGCUCGACAGUACUGUAGAGAACACCACACCGACCUGGUCAGUAUAAAGAGCGCCAGUGAAAAUGAAGAAAUAAAGAAGAAAGCGCCGACCAGUCCCUUCUGGAUCGGCCUGUUCAAUGAUCCCUGGAAGUGGACUGAUGGGGGGAACUCAACAUUUCAAAACUGGGGCGUUAGUGAACCAAACAACGUGUUGGGCAAUGAGAAUUGCGUUUUAAUGUAUUCCCUUAACAAUGGUAAAUGGGAGGAUUGGCCUUGCAGCUUUGAGUUCUGCUUCAUUUGCUAUGAAGAAUCAAAUCCCACAACCAAAGCACCGGAAACUACUGCAGAACCAUCAACAGAAACCACAGAACGAUUAACUGAAACCCAGAGCUCUCCUGAACCAGGGAAAGGCAGGUGGCAGGUUGUGAGGACUGAGAUAAAGGCACCAGAGGGACAGGACCCUGAAGACCCAAAGAUCAGAGAUGCCAUUUUAACUGAGCUUCAAGAGCGCUUCUCCAAGGACACCCCGAAGGAAGGCAUGAUGCUGCGCUGGAUAAAGAAGGACGGGAAGAUUUUCCACAAGCUGGAGGAGAAGGAGGAGGAGAAGGAGGAGACGGAGACGUGCUCCAAACCCUGAGAUAGCACAGCCUGGCCAGCACCUCAAUUUCAUUGGCUUUAGACUAGACCUGCUUUUAGAUUAUCAAGCUUGCUUUUAAGAGAUAUUUUACACCUGCAUUGUCUGAGUGAUUCAUUUCGUAUAUCUGUUUGAUAUGACAGUAGUAUUCUCUACCGUUCUCUAUUUCAGUUACUGCUCAGAUUCCUCCAGAACUAUCCAACCUUCAAUGGAGCUGAAUUUACAAUGACUGAAAUAAACCCAAAUUCAGUGACAAAA
Molecule: messenger RNA, 1795 nt
Organism: Polyodon spathula (Mississippi paddlefish)
Lineage: Eukaryota; Metazoa; Chordata; Actinopteri; Acipenseriformes; Polyodontidae
Product: macrophage mannose receptor 1-like
Exons: 6
Coding region: 476-1540 (354 amino acids)
Source: RefSeq, a predicted model, not a curated record